Molecule: messenger RNA, 5008 nt
Organism: Poeciliopsis prolifica (blackstripe livebearer)
Lineage: Eukaryota; Metazoa; Chordata; Actinopteri; Cyprinodontiformes; Poeciliidae
Gene: map3k9
Product: mitogen-activated protein kinase kinase kinase 9
Exons: 11
Coding region: 439-3561 (1040 amino acids)
Biological process (GO): protein phosphorylation
Molecular function (GO): JUN kinase kinase kinase activity; ATP binding; protein binding
Source: RefSeq, a predicted model, not a curated record
CAGGGAACCAUUCAUGCUAGAACCGCCACUGAUCUGGAACUGCAUGUUGGGAGGAGGAAGCGGCUGGGAACUAAACAACUGCUGACGUAUCCAUGCACCAAUGGGAUGGCAGAGGAUAUUCGCACGUUAGACGGCUAGUUUGGAAAGAAAAAAAAAAGACCACUGCAUCCAGGAAGUCCCAGCGAUGAUUGGAUGGAGCAUGAGGAUCCAUGAAGCUGCAGUAGCGAUGCGUUUUAUGGGGUCCAGCAGUGACUGCAAGGGGGACGAUGCAGCAGCAUAGGGCUGCUAGUUCUCCACAGUGUUUAUUUGUGAGAUUAAGCGCUACUUAGCUCCCUGUGUGUGUGUGUGCGCGCGUCUGCGUGUGCGGACGCAGGACGCUCCAAGCCGCGUCAGGUGGAUGCGCUGCAGCGAUCCACUUCGCCCCUAUGGAUCGCGUCCAUGGAUGUCUUCACACCUGCUUUGGACAGCAGUUUGAGUCCCAAGGCGUCACUAUCUGAAGAAGCGGAGGCGGAUGUUUUUCGCUGGCCCAGCACAGCGGAGAGCGGCGGCGGUGGCUCGGCUCAGGAUGCGGAGCCCGCCGCGCCGCCGCCGCCGCCUGGUGUCUGGACGGCCGUGUUCGACUAUGAGGCCACUGCGGACGACGAGCUCAGCCUGCGCAGGGGGGACCUGGUGGAGGUCCUGUCCAAGGACUCCCUGGUGUCGGGAGACGAGGGCUGGUGGACCGGGAUGAUAGCCGACCGGGUUGGCAUUUUCCCGUCCAACUAUGUCAGCAAAAGGAACGGAACAGAGGAGGAGGGAGGCCUGCGGGAGAGCUCGGAGCACCCAGUGCCUCCUCUGCACCUCUUGGAGAUCAAUUUCUCGGAGCUCACCCUGGAGGAGAUCAUCGGGGUGGGGGGCUUCGGAAAGGUCUACCGCGCGGUGUGGCGGGGCGCCGAGGUGGCCGUGAAGGCGGCCCGACGGGACCCCGACGAAGACGUGGAGCAGACUCUGGAGAGCGUGCGUCAGGAGGCCAAGCUUUUCGCCAUGCUCAACCAUCCCAACAUCAUGGCUCUUCUGGGGGUGUGCCUGCAGGAGCCCAACUUGUGCCUGAUUAUGGAGUACGCUCGCGGGGGGCCCCUGAACCGGGCCCUCGCCGGGAAACGCAUCCCCCCAUGCACGCUGGUGAACUGGGCUGUGCAGAUUGCACGAGGCAUGCACUACCUCCAUGACCACGCCAUUGUCCCCAUCAUACACAGAGACCUCAAGUCCAGUAACAUCCUGAUUCUCGAAAGGGUGGAGAUGGAGGACCUCAGCAACAAGACUCUGAAGAUAACCGACUUUGGAUUGGCCCGGGAGUGGCACCAUACCACCAAGAUGAGCGCCGCCGGUACAUACGCCUGGAUGGCUCCUGAGGUUAUCCGCUCGUCCACGUUCUCCAAGGGUAGCGACGUGUGGAGUUACGGCGUGCUGCUGUGGGAGCUGCUGACCGGAGAAGUUCCCUUUCGAAGCAUCGACGGUCUCGCCGUAGCCUACGGAGUGGCAAUGAACAAACUGGCUUUGCCCAUUCCCUCCACAUGUCCCGAGCCUUUUGCACGUUUGAUGGAGAACUGCUGGAGCACGGAUCCUCACUCUCGGCCGCUGUUCACAACUAUCCUGGACCAGCUCACGGCCAUUGAGGAAUCAGGCUUUUUUGAAAUGCCAGCAGAGUCCUUUCAUUCCCUGCAGGACGACUGGAAACUGGAGAUCCAGGAGAUGUUUGAUCAGCUUAGGACCAAGGAAAAGGAGCUGCGAUCGUGGGAGGAGGAGUUGACCCAAGCUGCGCUGCAGCAGAAGUGCCAAGAGGAGGCGCUGAGGAAGCGCGAGCAGGAGCUGGCAGAAAGGGAGAUCCACAUCGUGGAGCGGGAGCUCAACAUCAUCAUCCACCAGCUCUACCAGGAGAAGCCGCGUGUGGAGAGCAGGCAGGGCAAGUUCCGCCGCAACCGCCUUAAACUCAAAGAUGGAAACAGGAUCAGCCUGCCCUCAGAUUUUCAGCACAAAAUCACGGUGCAGGCGUCUCCGUCCCACGAUCAUCGGAGGAGUCUGCUCAGCAGCGGCUCCAGCCCUCCAGCCAGUCCGCUCAUGCUGCCGCGCCUUCGAGCCAUCCAGCUUACCCCGGGGGAGGGCUGCACAGAGCUGGAGAGAAAGGGCUCGAGGAAAAAAGGCCGCUCCCGCGGUUGUGGCAUUUAUCGGGAGCACAGCGCAGACGCGAGUGUGAAGCCUCCCCACGAGGGCAGCAGGCAGCGGUCCUGCAGCGCCCCAAACCUCCGCAGAUCUCCCAGACACAGUCCGGCCGUUCCCGGGGUGCCCAGCCUCCUGGAGACAGAAAAUGAAGAUUGCUGCUUCACCACAGAGCCAGGCGCAACUCCUGGCCAGUCCUACCUCUGCAUUCCCUUCCAAAAAGACGCCCACGCAUCUUCCUCCAUCGAACAAGACGGAGAUGAGUACUGCCUGGGCGGCCAGGUUCCCGAAACCCCGCCAUGCAGGAAGAGCCCCGGGGCGGGCCGGCGGUCUGAGCUGGUCCUGCUGGGCUGCGGGGCUCUGUUGGCGGCCGUCGGACUGGGCUGCAACCUGCUCACGCUGGCCCAGCCCGAGGAGGGCAUCAAAUCCAGAUGGGACGCUUUCUUCCACAGAACCGCCGGGCAAAGGCGGAGCACGAGCUCCCCGACCCGCAGGCUGUUCCACAGGGAAAGCCCGCUCAAGACUUCGGCCCUCUCCCUGCCCGAGCGAGGUUUGCCCUCUUCAUACACUCUCCUGUCCUUGUCGUCGGUGUCCGACUCCAACUCCACCCACUCACUGCUGCGUUCCGACAGCGACGAGCUGCUGAUCUGCAGGCCCGCCUCGGCGGCGUCCCGGGCGCCCGCGCCGCCUCCGCUCUCGCAGCGCAGGACGCCGGUCAACUCACUGGUCAACGUUCACGUGGAGAGCUUCAAGCGGAACCCGCGGCAGUCUCUGACGCCCACACACGUCCCCUGCGUCCCGCCCUCCGCACGGAGCCUCCGCAGGACCCCAUCGGACGGAGCCAUAAAGAAGAACGGCCCUUCCAGUUCACUGGAGCCGCUGCCGGAGAAGAAAACUUUGGACAGUGCGGCAGCAGGUGGCUUCAGGGGUUUAAAAGAAGACUCUCUUGAGGUUCCCCGGCUCCCCGACCCCAACGUGGUUUUUCCCCCGACGCCCCGCCGUCGCUGCGCCCCAGAGCGCCCCAAAACCCUGGACUUCGGGGCUCGGCCUCGCCCCUCGCCGCGGCCACGGUGCGACAUGUUCUGGGGGGACUCGCGCGUCAAGGCCAACGGACAAACGCUGGGCAGCGGCGAGUCGCCAGCCUACACCUCCAGCACAGAAACUCCGCCCACCGUGGAGUUCGGCAGGGACUCCGCGGUGCUGCCCACCCCCAUGGAGGCCCCGUCUCCCUUCUCACCCCGCAGGAAUGCCAACCUGUUGGAUGAGUCGGACGAGGGACAGUUCCGGGACGGGACGGUCCCUCUGUGCAAGCCGAAGUUCAGCCUUCCCAAAGACUCUCCUUAUCAUCCAGGAUUCUGGUCCUGACUCAUGGACUCAUGUUGCUCCUCCGCUAGCUGGAGGACUGUCACCACUCUAGGAGUUUGAGUUAAGCUUUCCCCCAUUCUACACCAUUCAAUCAAACUUGCAAUAAAGUUUUGCUCUUGCUUUAGUUAAACUGUAUUUUGGUAAAUAUUUAUCAAAAUUGUCAUCUAAAAUUUGUGAAAUGUCUGGCUAAAGAGACAGCCAGAAGCCCAUUUGUGUCACGUUCAUUAGGUUCUCGUUUCACAAAGCUUUACUCUCCUGUUUCAAGCUUUGGUUUCGAUUGUGCAUUUACUGAAGUGCACUUUUGAAAAUCAUCAUGAAUGUAAGAGCUUUUUAUUAGUAUUAUUAGUAUUAUUAUUCCCAGGAAGCAAUUUCUUAAACCACUUGAGCUCCUCUCCUCCAUCUGUUUCCCGCUCGGGUACUGCAGGCAGAUGGUUUCCCCUUUUUUUUUUUUUUUUUGCGCCGAGUUCACCUUCCUCACCAGUCGCUUCAUGUCCCACAGAUAGGGGGCGCUGUUUGAUAUGAGCACUCUUGUGUCUGCUUUAGAGCCACACUGUUGCGACUGUAAAAAGCAGAGGAAAUAAGUUCAUUGAUUGUCUUUGUUUUUUGUUUUUGUUUUUUUGUUUUUUGUCCUUUUUUUUUCAUGGUCCCGUUAAAGACAUUGAGAAACAAAACUUUAAAGCUGAAAGUAGAACUAUGUGCUUUUAUGCUGCUGUUCAACUGUUAGGAUCAGAAAUGCAUAGUUUGUUUCGCCCUCAUAGGAAGCAGGCCUAAGGAUAUGUGGAAGUUUGUUUCUUAUUUGUAUAUUUUUAAUGAACUACUUCAUUUAUUGAUUUGUUUGGUGUCUUAUUUUAUUUUAUUUUAAUCCUGUAUGCCUUGAUUUUUGACACUUCUUAAUGCUUUAUCUGAAUGUUACUGGGUCUUUUGGCCUUUGCACAAAGCAUCAAGUCAUUUGUUUGAAAGCUGCACUUUCUUCAUCACUCAUUUAGAAAUGACAUUUUUUAAUAUAUUUACAUUGACUUUUUAAUUUUUUUUACAGUGUCUUUGCCAAGAAAUGUAGCUGCCCCAAUGAGCACUUAUCAUCACAAAUCAGUGUUUCUUGUUUUUUUGUUGUUGUUUCUUAUAGUGUUUACCUUAGAAGAAUUUUAGUUUAAUGGGAAGAAAUCAUCGGCUUUCUUCAAAAAGGGAUUUUAAAAAUGUUAUAAUUUUGGGGAAGGGUGUAGAUAAAUUAACCAUUUUACAAAUCUUAAAUAAAUAUGGGAUUUUAAAAAAACAGAAGCAUGGGAUAAUGCCAAUUAUUAUUUAUUUAAUUUAUUUAAUACCUACACCAUUACUGUUAUGAAUAAUUGAGAAAAAGAGCUGAAACGUGUCCCAACACCCUGCAGCGUCAAGUUACUGAUUUAUUUUCUCCAAUUUAAGUGACCUAAAUUCCACAUGAGCUCCUUUUGGU